Messenger RNA from Cooperia oncophora, 492 nucleotides. The record is from the annotation of a GenBank genome assembly. NCBI's taxonomy places the organism in Eukaryota, Metazoa, Nematoda, Chromadorea, Rhabditida, Trichostrongylidae.
AUGUUUGCCGGAGGAUUUCUGCUAAAUACACACGCUCUCGUGAACGGAGACGAAGAGCUAGCUCAUUCACUCGCCCUUGCUUCCCGCCUGGAAAUGAGCGGUUUCGCACAGGUGCCGGCCCUGCUGUCCGGUAAGCCGGUGAGAGCAAAACGCAGAGAUCCAUGGUCAUCGAGCACAACAUCACUACUCACCACUAUUUCUACCCCGCCGACCACGAUGAAACCUGAUAAAAUUUUGGAUAGCAUACAAUAUAGGAACGGUACGCGACCACAAGUUAUUAUGUGGGCAUGUAUCAGAGAUGCUGAAUUAUGCUGUGGUACAGACUGUUGUCCCGAGGACGAUGGUAUAACCGUGGACGAUAUUUCUGCAAAAAAGAUCACCACCAUCAGCAGAAGCAAUCAACCGGAUGAAAGGAGUGUGGAUGGACUGUUGCGUGAGGGGUGCGGUGGAGUGCAAGCGAUAACGAUAAGAGGAGAUCAGACGGCAAAGUGA